AUGUCAACGGUUGACCAGUUUUCUGCUCAAAUUGGAGGAGCCUCAAUGAUAAUUGCCUCCAUAAUCGGACUAUUCUUCAAUUUAUCCGCAUUUCGAAAAUAUUUAUCACUUGAAAAAACCAGCUUCCAUGUGAUGUGCAUUUCGAAAACUGUUUCAAAUUCUCUACAUAUUUUGGUUUAUUUAUUGUACAAUGGCCCAUCAGCAUUGUUAUAUGCCCAACUGGGACCCGAAUUGCUGAAUAGGUAUCUUAACCAGGCAAUUGCUUAUGGUCUAUAUUGUCAAGGACCCUUAACCCAGGCGCUUAUUACUAUCAAUCGCUUCCUGAUUGUCUACUUCGCCCCAAUUGUCAUCCCCUGGUAUAGUAAAUGGAUCACUUUUGGCUCACUUUCGGCUUGUUGGAUUAUUGCCGCAUACUUUUCUACAUUGAUAGGGUUUCCAGAAUCCUGCCUUAUCCGAUUCAGCCAUCAAAGCCUUACCUGGAUGCACGAUGAAUGCCCAUAUUUUAUACAUUACAUCUUGCAAAGUGAUUUUCUAUUCCUAGUACUUCCACUAGCAGUAUUUUCAAAUGUUAUGAAUGUUUUCAUAGCUAUCAAGCUUUUCCUAUCGUCGAAAACCCAAAACCUCUCCACCGAAUCAUGCCGUCACAGACAAAAAACCUUGAUUCGAUUAUUUAUCCAAAAUUGCUUUGAAGACUGGGUCUACGUACUAGACACAGUUAAUAGCUUAUUCUUUCGGAAUACUGCAAACCAUCCUUUCCUGAUCUUUAUAGUCACCCUUGGCUCUAAUUUGUUCACGCAGCUUGCUGAUGGAUUAGUCAUGUAUGUAUCAAAUUAUCAGAGAAAUGGAAAGCGGCGAGUCAAUUCUGCGAAAGUUCAAAACACGAAUCGAGUGGCUGGGAGCAAGCAGUACUUGUCUAAUUGAGUUUUUUCGUAUUCUUGAUAUUAAUGCACAUGUGUAUAUAAUUGUAUAAUAUUUGAGAAAAAUUCGCAAAACUUGGAAACUUUUCGACUAUGUAUAAUUAUAGGCUUUUUUGAACCAAA
Molecule: messenger RNA, 1040 nt
Organism: Caenorhabditis elegans
Lineage: Eukaryota; Metazoa; Nematoda; Chromadorea; Rhabditida; Rhabditidae
Gene: srx-111
Product: 7TM GPCR serpentine receptor class x (Srx) domain-containing protein
Exons: 7
Coding region: 1-921 (306 amino acids)
Source: RefSeq, marked reviewed